Molecule: messenger RNA, 4670 nt
Organism: Oncorhynchus kisutch (coho salmon)
Lineage: Eukaryota; Metazoa; Chordata; Actinopteri; Salmoniformes; Salmonidae
Exons: 1
Coding region: 11-4603 (1530 amino acids)
Biological process (GO): DNA integration; proteolysis
Molecular function (GO): aspartic-type endopeptidase activity; zinc ion binding; nucleic acid binding
Source: RefSeq, a predicted model, not a curated record
CAGUGGUGGGAUGGCGUACCGCAAAUCAGUGAAUUCCAACAAGAGAGGUAAAGGAAUGCGUACAGGAUUGCGUUCUCAGCAACAGCAUCAACUGUCAGAAAAGGUACCUGAAGUUGAACCGGGGUGGAAUACCAUGGAAUCGUCUGGUGAAGAAGAGGUCAAGUAUGAGAAACUAGGAGCCCGACCGCGGGGCCAAAGACAACCAGAACUGGGUGAGCUGCUGACUGAAGGAGCAGUUGGGGGACCAGAACCACACCCAACCAUGGUAACCCUUUUUCAGCAACUUUUCACCUGCCUUGAGAGGAGGGACGAAGACCUCAAGCAGGAGUUACGUGGCCUACACCAAUCUAUCCUCACAGCUCCCCACCAGGCGGAACUCGUCAGUGAGAGCCCAAGAUUGGGUCUUCCAACACCAGGACGACAAAGGCUCGAUGCAGCAGGGACUUCAACUCCACAGCAGGCACCCCAAGCAGUAAUGAGGCCAACACCAGGAGACCAGUCCAGCAGUGUUAACGUCCAUCUUCCAGCAUUCCUGAGGAAGGAGCCAAAGAUGCCCUCAUACCAGCAGGGGGAGGACAUUGAAAACUACCUGCUGAGGUUUGAGCGUAUGGCUAAGACGUGGCAGUGGCCUGAGGUAGAGUGGGCCUGCAGGCUUGUCCCAUUGCUCACGGGCAAGGCCUUAGAGGCUUACACAGCAAUGGAUGAGGGGCUGGCCAAUGUCUACAAGGGCUUGAAGGAAGCGCUGCUGGUGAAGUUUGACAUCUCACCGGAAACCUACCGUCAACGCUUCAGAGCUGCAUCAACGCCAUCGGGUGAGUCGCCGACAGAGACGUACCACCGCCUCAAGGGUCUCUACCGACGAUGGGUUCGACCGGGGGAGAAGACACAGGACGAAAUCGGGGAGGUCAUCAUCCUCGAGCAACUUCUACAAGUUCUACCACACGACAUUCGAACCUGGGUCCGAGAGCACGAGCCCAAGGACGGGCUUAUGGCGCCCAAGCUUGCACUGCAGUAUCUUAAUGCACGUAAAGGGGGCCCACCACAACCUGCAGCACCCGCUCCAAGGAGUCUCAGAGACACAAGGGACAUCAGAAACGCCAGAGAUGGUGGAGGUAACUCUGGGGGUUAUGUGUCUGGGAGGGAGGUAAGGGAUCAUGCAGUUCGCUCUGAUGGGAGGGGUCUGACCUGUUUUUACUGCCGGCAGCAGGGGCACAAAGCUUCAAUGUGUCCGCUACGUAAAUCCAAGCUCUCAGGUUACUGUUAUGUACCCAGAGAGGGGAAUGGUGUUCAGAAUAGACAGACUCGGGAAGGGUCAUGCUUGGUACCUGUAAAAGUGAAUGGUAAAAGUCUUACUGCAAUGAUUGACACCGGCAGUUCCCUGUCAUUGAUCAGAAAAGGUAAUGUACCUGUUAAUGACAUUGAUUAUGGUCAUCAGACACUGAUCCAAUGUGUCCAUGGUGACCAGUCACAGCAGCCCACAGCUGAGCUCACAGUUGAGAUUCAGGGUCAGAAAUACCUCCUCAAAGUUGGGGUAAUGGAGAAGCUACCUUUUGAGAUGAUUUUGGGGAGGGAUGUGCCUGUACUCUCUGAUCUGUUGGGAAGUGUGGGGGGUCAGCUAUAUGAGCAGUCAGUUUGCCAGUCUGAUGUUCAGAUGGCAUGUUCAGUUGUCACUCGUGCCCAGGCCAAAGCUGGUUUACAACCUCUGCCUGACUUGUGUGAUAGUCUGUGCGAGGGGGGAACCAAAGGGCCCAGAAAGUCACGCCGCCAGCGGCGUCUUGAGAAGUAUGUGGGAACCCCUGUACCUGUUGCUGAUGUGUCUGGGUUAGAGGUGCAAUGGGAUGUUCCACAAAAUUUUGCUACACUGCAGAAUUCUGACGCAACCUUGAAAUGUUUGUUUGACAAGGCCUUAGCUGGGGACAGUCAAUCUUCAUGUGGGGGGAUUUACACAGUAGACAACCACAUACUCUACCUUGGGUCAGAGGCAGAUAGCAGGAAGUUGGUGGUGCCAUCUACCUGUAGACCACUUGUUCUCAACCUUGCACAUACAGUUCCAUGGGCAGGCCAUCUAGGGCAACAUAAGACCUAUCUUAGGCUAGGCUCCCGUUUCUUUUGGCCCUCCAUGUAUACUGAUGUACAAAAAUACUGCAAAUCAUGCCCCACGUGCCAGAAAACCAGUGCUGUCCGUAGGUCUGAACGGGCUCCUCUAUGUUCACUGCCAGUUAUCUCUACCCCAUUCAAGAGAAUUGCAAUGGACAUUGUUGGACCCUUGGAGAAGAGUAGUGCAGGUUACAAGUAUAUAUUGGUGAUCUGUGACUAUGCCACCCGGUUCCCAGAAGCCUUCCCACUCCGUUCCAUAACCACUCCAAAGAUAAUCAGUGCUCUUGUUCAGCUCUUCUCUCGUGUAGGAAUCCCAGAUGAAAUCCUGACGGACCAAGGGACAAACUUCACCUCGCGACUGAUGGUUCAACUCCACCGACAGCUGGGCAUUAAAGGCUUGAGGACUACUCCCUACCAUCCCCAAACGGAUGGGCUCGUAGAGAGAUUCAAUCAAACGCUCAAGAACAUGCUGAGGAAGUUUGUGGCUGACACUGGUAAAGACUGGGAUAAGUGGUUACCCUUUCUGCUUUUUGCUUACAGGGAGGUGCCUCAGGCAUCGACAGGUUUCUCGCCAUUCGAACUCCUCUAUGGAUGGCCAGUGCAAGGACCACUGGACCUGCUGAAGAAGUGCUGGGAAGGUUCCCCAGUAGCUACCUCAGGACAGGGGAUUGUCCAGUAUGUCCUCCAGAUGCGAGACAGGUUGGAACGGUACCGAGAGGAAGCUAGAGCAAACCUUCAGCAAGCCCAGAAGGCCCAGAAGAGAGGCUAUGACCAGCACGCUCGCCACAGAGAGUUUGAGCCAGGACAGAAAGUCCUGCUCCUCCUUCCCUCAUCUACCAGCAAGCUCCUUGCGCAAUGGCAAGGACCGUACCUAAUCGGGAGGAAGAUGGGCCCAGUGACCUACGAGGUGCUGCACCCGGACAAGGGUAAGAAGAAGCAAACCUACCAUGUGAACCUUCUCAAGGCCUGGGAGGAGAAAGAGGAACUCUCCAAAGGAAAGUCCUUUCUGGUCCGCAGAGUAGAAGAGGAUGAGUCGGAUGGGGUCACAGAGGCAUGGAAAGAACGAGCAGAAGUCAUACUGGCUCACCUGGAAGAAGACAAGCAAGAUGAGCUGAAGCAGCUGUUUGGCAAGUAUCUGGCCCUCUUCAGUCAGAGACCAGGAAGAACCAAAGUCCUGGAACACGUCAUUCGUUUGAAACCUGGCCAGAACCCUGUCCGCCAGCAUCCUUACCGUGUGCCUGAGAGGCUGGUGGUAGCCCUCAAGGAAGAGGUCCACACCAUGAUAGAGAUGGAUGUUGUCGAGCCAUCUUCAAGUGAAUGGAGCAGCCCUAUUGUCAUUGUCCCAAAGAAGGAUGGCUCUUUGCGCGUCUGCAUGGACUUCCGUAAGGUGAAUGCCAUCUCCCAGUUUGAUGCCUAUCCCAUGCCCCGCAUUGACGACUUACUGGAGAGAAUAGGUAGAGCUCAUUACAUCACCACAUUGGAUCUCUGCAAAGGGUACUGGCAGGUGCCCCUGGAUGAACAAUCCAAGGCCUACACUGCAUUCCGGACACCAAUGGGCCUGUUCCAGUUCAAGGUCAUGCCGUUUGGCCUUCAUGGGGCCCCUGCGACUUUCCAGAGGCUGAUGGACAAGGUCCUCCAGGACUGUGACGAUUACUGUGCUGCUUACUUGGAUGACGUGGUGAUCUACAGCCACUCCUGGGAGGAGCACAUACAGCAUCUUAGCAGCGUCCUGGGGAAGAUCCAAGAAGCAGGCCUCACGCUUAACCUCCUGAAGUGUGAGUGGGCGAAACAGGAGACAAAGUACCUGGGUUACCAGCUGGGUAAGGGUGGAGUUCGGCCUCAGGUGGAGAAAGUGGAGUCCAUCAGGAAUAGCCCUCAACCCAGAACCAAGACACAGGUGAAGUCCUUCCUAGGUCUGGCAGGGUGGUACUGGAGAUUCAUUCCACAGUUUUCGACCAUCGCUGUCCCUCUGACCAACCUCACUUCGAAUGGGGCCAGCAACCCUGUGAAGUGGACUGAGGAGUGUGAGGAAGCCUUCAUGACACUGAAAAAACGACUGUGCUCAUUCCCUGUUCUCCAGACCCCUGAUUUUAAGAAGAGAUUUCUCGUGCAGGUGGACGCUUCGGCUGUAGGAAUUGGAGCUGUACUGGCCCAAGGGGAGCCAAGAGAAGAGCUUCCUGUGCUGUACCUGAGUCGGAAGCUGUUGCCCAGGGAAACCAGGUAUUCUACAAUCGAAAAGGAGUGCCUGACUAUAAAGUGGGCCCUAGAUAGCCUCCGUUACUACCUUCUUGGGAGGGAAUUUGACCUGCACACGGACCACAGAGCACUGACCUGGAUCCAGACCAUGAAGGACCGGAAUUCUCGUGUGACCAGGUGGUAUCUGGAGCUCCAGCCCUUCAGGUUCUGUGUCCGUCACAAGGCAGGAAAAGAGAACGUUACUGCGGACUACCUAUCAAGGCUCCCGAACAUGGUCGCUUCAGGAGAGGAGGAAGGUAAUGUGACGUAGAAGUCCGUCACUGGCCGCGGGCAGCAUUUGGUUCUUUAACGCACACACAUAUUCAUCACUCCUCCCU